This is a messenger RNA of Momordica charantia (bitter melon), 886 nucleotides long. Lineage: Eukaryota; Viridiplantae; Streptophyta; Magnoliopsida; Cucurbitales; Cucurbitaceae. The record is from RefSeq and is a predicted model, not a curated record.
AGAAAGAGAGAGAGAGAAGAGAGAGAAGAGAGAGAAGAGAGAGAAGGCUAAAACUUGAAGAACACACUUGGAAUUUUUCAUCAUCUUCUUCACCAUGAAAAACCUCCAUGGCCUCUUGAGAGCGAGAGAAAGGUGAUUGUGGUAAUGCGAAUCCACCAGGGUUGGCGCGGUAUCACUUGUCGAUCUUGGCCCAAAGAAAUCACGAGAUCUCUAGAGCUUGAUUGUGGUAAUGCGAAUUCACUAGUACGUGUUGACGAUAUCAUUUAUCAACCUUGCUCUAAAGACCAAUCACGAUAUUCCUAAUCCUGACCUUGCCUCGAAGACCAAUAACGAGAUUCCUGAUCCCAACCUUGUCUCAAACAACAAUCACGAGAUUCAAAGCUAAUCCACCCGUGGCAACAAUACCAAUUAUCGAUCUUUCUUUACCACCAUUAACAAGGAGCGAAUGAAGCAAUCACUUUUAUUUUAUGAGAAUCUAACACCUCCUUUGUUUCAGGUGAUUGUUAUAAAUGCAAAUAUGGGUUGCAAUAGGUGUCGCCAAAGAGUUUCUCAACUUCUUUCCAAAAUGUCUGAAUUAAUUGAGGUUACCAUAGAUGUGACAAAAAACCAAGUGGUUGUCAAAGGGAAUAUCAAGUUUCAAAGCAAGAAAGAAGAAAUUAAUGUUCAUUAUUCCCAAGUGAAGGGUGGUUCUCUAAAAUCCAUCUCUCUCGAACUUUCAAACCAUUGCUUUUAGAUUUGAUAUUUUUCUUUAUUAUAUAUAUAUAUAUAUAUAUAUUUUUGGCUCAAAUUAGAUAUAUUGCACAAGUGUUUGUAUUCAAUUUGAAACAUUAGGCUAAUAUUCAUCGUUGUUGGAAUGAUUACCUUAUCUAAUUUGAUAUUAAACCUA